Molecule: messenger RNA, 2238 nt
Organism: Rubroshorea leprosula
Lineage: Eukaryota; Viridiplantae; Streptophyta; Magnoliopsida; Malvales; Dipterocarpaceae
Source: the annotation of a GenBank genome assembly
ACUCCCCUCUACCGCUCCGUUCCCUCCAGAGAGAAAAUUUCCCUCCCAAUUCGCAAUUUCUGAGAUCUGUUUUUCUUCUUCGCUCACUCUUCCCUUUCUUCUAAUCUCACCCUCUAACAACUCUUUGCCUUCUCCUUCAUCUUCCCUUUCAUUUCUUCUUCUUCUUCUUCUUUACCUUUUCUUUUCUCUUUCCGUUUCUUCCAAGGACUCUGCAAAUCUGCUCCUUGUUUUUCUCUAUUUAAUCCGUUCUUUGUUUCUGUAUCUCGAAUUUCACUUCUGUAGUGUUUUUUUUUUUUCAUCUUCUCCGGUGAGAUUCUGUUUCUUCCUCUUAUCUUUCGCUGCCAAAUCUUAAGUUUCCAGUUACCGUAACCAACGGAGUUUUAUUGCCCCCACUGUUUCCAUUUUCUUCAGAAGAGCUCGGUUUAUGCUACUCGGUUUGUGUUCUUCAGUAUAAGUUGCAUCAUGAAAAUCCUUUUCGACUCAUUAUCAGGUCUACUUUCUUGGGAUAAAUUCAAUGAAACUCAUUAGGGAAUUGUUAACUAUUCAAGGCCAUGCCAGCUACAAAGAAGAGUUCUGAUUGCAGUCGGAUUGCCCAAGCAUUCAACAAAUUGUCAAUGCAAAUAGGAAACCCAGUUGACUUUGAACUACCUGAUUGGUUUGAUAAAUGGAAGACUACAACUUACACCUAUAUAAAGCGCAACAUAUAUCUUACAAAGAAGAUUAAAAGGUGCCUGGAGGACGAUGGCAUUUUUUGUUCCUGCACCCCGUCACCUGGUUUGACAGCUGUGUGUGGUGGUAGAGAUUGCCAUUGUGGGAUGCUACUAUCAAGCUGCUCCUCAGAUUGCAAAUGUGGGAGUUCAUGCCUCAACAAGCCAUUCCAAAACCGUCCUGUGAAGAAGAUGAAAUUGGUACAGACAGAGAAAUGCGGAGCAGGAAUUGUGGCAGAUGAAAAUAUCAAGCGAGGAGAGUUUGUAAUAGAAUAUGUGGGGGAAGUUAUUGAUGAUAAAACAUGUGAGGAAAGGCUUUGGAACAUGAAACACCGGGGAGAAACCAACUUUUACUUGUGUGAAAUCAACCGCGAUAUGGUAAUUGAUGCAACGUACAAAGGGAAUAAAUCAAGAUAUAUAAACCAUAGUUGCUGCCCAAAUACUGAGAUGCAGAAAUGGAUAAUUGAUGGAGAAACAAGAAUAGGCAUCUUUGCGACUCGAGACAUAAAAAAGGGCGAGCAUCUCACCUAUGACUAUCAGUUUGUUCAGUUUGGUGCAGACCAGGAUUGCCACUGUGGUGCAGUUGGCUGCCGAGGAAAGCUGGGGGCCAAACCUGGUAAGCCAAAGAUAUCAUCAGAUGCACUGAAGCUAGAAACAUGCCAGGUCUAUCACAAUGGAGGCCUGCAUGUUGAAAGAUCGCAUCAGCUAGAUAACGGACAGAAGAUAUGCCCUCGUCGUUGCAUUGGUGAAGUGGUCAGAAUCUCUCGUCCCAUGAAUCAGAGAUGUUUUGGGAUUAUUAAAGACUUCAAUAUGUACUCCAGAAGACACAUGAUCAUGUUUGAAGAUGGUAGAACUGAAUUUCUUGACAUGUCAAAAGAAGAUUGGGAACUCAUUACUUUGUGAUGUCAUAAAAGGGUACCUACAACUGAAGUUGGUGAUUCUUGAUAAGGCCUAAUUGGAAAAAGGGAAAAAAAAUGGUACUCCAGACUCUAACAUAACCAGAGUCUGUCCUUUUUGCGGGGAUUGGCCGCCAUGUUGUUGCAUUAAACAUAAAACCUAUUCCAAUGCUUUUGCACAAACAUGUUCCAUCUUCGCAUGGCAUUGGAAAUGUAUGUUGUAUGAAGUGCACGAUGUAUCAUGCUCCUCAAUUCUUUUUGUUGGACAAUAAAAUGAACUAAUGAACUGUAAAACCGUAAGCCUAGGUAUUCACUCAUCACAGAAUCUUUUAGCGGAUACAACAAGAUGCACCGAAGCAAGUGUGGCCUUUGAUUGUUCCAUAUGGUGAAGCAUUUUUGUGAAGAGCAUGCCAAGGCCAGGGAUGUUCCGAAAUUAGAAACAUAGCUAGGAUAAACUUAAUUUAAAUUCUGUUCUUUCUAUUCUUGUUUCUUUACUCUUCUUGCCUAUGUUCUAAAUGAGGCCUGUCUGGUUGCCAGGGCAUGUUAUAUUGUUGAAUUCAAUGUGCAAAGCAGCAGUUAAUGUAGUUUUUCAAUGAAUUUGUUGUUUAAUAGUGUUAUAAAAUAUAUAUUUUUUA